Beta vulgaris subsp. vulgaris (sugar beet) is the source of this 645-nucleotide messenger RNA. RefSeq lists its product as uncharacterized. NCBI's taxonomy places the organism in Eukaryota, Viridiplantae, Streptophyta, Magnoliopsida, Caryophyllales, Amaranthaceae. The transcript is spliced from 2 exons. The coding region runs from base 1 to 645 and encodes 214 amino acids. The record is from RefSeq and is a predicted model, not a curated record.
AUGAAAGAAGGGCACAACACUACUUAUUCUAUCCAUCCUGGAGGGGAUAAGUUGUAUAAGGACUUCAAGCUAAUGUUCUGGUGGAACAAUAUGAAGAGAGAAGUGGCUGAAUUUGUUGUUAAGUGUUUGACUUGCCAGAAAGAGAAGAGCGAACACAAGAUACCUCAAGGGACGAUUCAACCGUUACCAGUGCCUGAGUGGAAGUGGGAUGACAUAGGAAUGUAUUUCAUUGUAAGUAUUCCCAAGACACCGAAAGGAUUCACUAAAGUGUGGGUGAUCGUAGAUAGACUAACUAAGGUAGCAAAAUUUGUUCCGAGGAAGGACAAUUGUCGAUGGAAUAGUGUGCUCUAUAUAGGCGAAAAUGUCGGAGUCCAUUGUGCUGGAAUGAUAUUAGCUAGUGAGACAGUUACUUUGGGACCGCAAAUGAUUGAAGAUACCAUGAAUCUAGUGAGAUACAUCCGUGAGAAGAUGAGGGCGGCCAAGGAUCGUCAAAAGGCCUGUGUAGAUCUGAAUAGAAGAGACAAUAAGUAUCAAGUAGGCGAUAAAGUCUUACUGAAGGUGUCACCUAUGAAAGCGGUGAUGCGUUUUGGGCAAAAAGGAAAGCUUAGCCCGAAGUUUAUAGGUCCCUAUGACAUUAUAGAUUGA